AUGACAACUUUGCUCUCCUCCACAGCACUUCCUCGUUGCGUGUAUGUUGUCAUUCAGCCGAAGGAAGCGGCCACCCAUAGACUAGUUCAGAGGCUGCUCAUAAGCACUCAAAGGGUCCAACCGUUCCAACCUUCAUGUUUCUUCCUCUCCCAGGCGCCAGCCUCAGCGAAAGUAGCGUCAGCACCUACAGGGCACCCAGGAUGGAGGGUCGUUGGUUUGCGGCCGAUGUCCGGAGUCAUGGUGCUGCCAUACCGAUCGUGGCACACAUCAGGGUGGCGUCGUCAGCUGCCCGAGGACCGAAUCGCCCCAGUGGACACCACCAACAAGAGGACCCAGGCUCCCUUCUUGAGAAAAAACGCCGAGUCAAACCCUUGGAAAAUCCGAAAAUCAAACGCUACUUCACCGCUGUUGUACUGCCUGGCCGCCGCUUUCCAGGCCUGUUUGCCUGUCGCACUGGUGUUGAUGUUCGCCGUGUGUACCUGGAGGUGGUACAAGGGCAAGCUACCGGCAAGGCAGACACGAGCCGCCGACGAAACAGCCAUAGCGGCUAACCUCAGAGAUGAGGAGGAAGGGGCACGCGACCUGCCGUCACCGGUUCCCAUCAGAGGUCACGAAGGAGGGGCUAUGGCAGGAGCGGCAGGAGCGGUGGUAUCACGUCUCGCUGUCCUGAACCAAGCCCUUGAAGAGAUCGAGGAGGGAUCGGCCGCGGAGGCUCCAGCAAUCUUUGUCAACACCAACGGUGAUGGCCGGCGAGGUAGGCGGGUGCCCUCUCCCGCCGUCGGUCGUGGGGGCCUCCAGGGCGAGGCGCGAGUACGGUCACCCCCUGCUCGUGUUGGAAUUCCGGUUGGGGCAGCGGCGAUCAUUGCGGCGACACCACGUCACGCUGGCCUCAACCGUGUCUUGGAGGAUUGCGUACAAGAGGUGAAGAGGGUGGCGGUUGUCCGGAUGCCCAACAUCGCGGCCAUCGAUGUGGUACCGCAUCCUGCGGUACCCCUUGGAGGUGUCCAUCAGGGGGGAGAGGCGUUUCUACCUGCCGGCCUAAUGGGAGACAGCCGCGGAGGAGAAGAAGGGGCGCGUCAAGCCGCGGUGGGCUUGGUGCCGAUACUCCACCGUGGUGAGGAUUUCGACCUAUCACAUCUCCCGGCAGGCCUUGGGGAUUUCGAGCAGGAGGGCGGGGCAGUGUUGCCGCCGGGUCUCUUCGGGUAUUUGGUUGACGAGGAGGAAAAGGUGGAGGAAGGUAGGGUGUCGGAGGUCCGAAUGCCCACCAUCGCCGCCAUCGAUGUCGUACCGCAUCCCGCGGUACCCUCUGGACGUGUCAAUCAGGGGGGGGGGGCGUGUGUACCUGCUGACGUCGUCGGAGACAAUCGCGGAGCAGGACAACGGGGGCGGCAAGCCGCGGUGAGCUUGAUGCCGACACUUCACCAUGGUGAGGACUUCGACCUAUUACAUCCCCCGGCAGGCCUUGGGGAUGUUGAGCAGGAUGGAGGUGCACUGUUGCCGACGGGUCUCUUCGGAUAUCUCGGUGAAGACGAGGAGAAGGUGGAGGAGGAAGAGAGGGUGAUGUUUAUUCGGAUGCCCACCAUCGCCGCCACGGAUGUGGUACCGCAUCCGGCGGUACCCUUUGGAGGUGUCCAUCAGGGGGGGGAGGCGUGCCUACCUGCCGAAGCCAUCGGAGACAACUGCGGAGGAGAAGAAGAGGGGUGGCAGCCGGCGGUGGGCUUGGUGCCGAUGCUUACUGCCGACACCACCGAAGUCCGCCAUGAUGAGCAGGCAACAUCAUCACAUCGACGCUUUGGAGAUUUUAAGCAGCGUUGUGGUGGGGCAGUGUUGCCAAUGGGCCUCUUCGGGUGUCUUGGUGAAGAGGAGGAGCAGAGAGAGGUAGUGGAGUCGGCACACACAUCCAACCGCACAACCGGACACGCGGGGCAAGAGCAGGGGACUCUGCUACCAGCCGGCCUUCUCGGCUUUCUGGGGGGCGUGGAGGAGGGAGAGGCGGCGCCUCGAGUUGGCCAAUCAUGCGAGACGAGCCGCCAGCACCUGGAAGGGCGGCAGCAUGCACCAAUCAUGCUGCGAGAGAGGCUGCAGGCCGGUAACGAUCGGGUGAGGCACCGCGAGAGUGGAGCCGGGUCGUGGAUGGCCGAAGGGAACGGUUCGUACGUGGCCGCCGCUGGCUUGAGUCGGAUCGAGAGCAAGGCACGGGACGAACGCUUCUUCAGCGAAGUCUGUUCCAGAAGGACGACCGGUGCUACCGCAGACCACGGCAUGCGGGCGGAGGCGACGGACUUGGAGGGCGGCGCUAUGCGGGCUGAGGGGCGUGUCGAUAUGUUCGAUCACCGUGUUGAGCUGAAGGGGGAAAGGGUUGGCGUUGGGGAGCACCUCUGGACGAAGGAGGACAAGACAUGUGAACACGUGGCCGUCGGCAUGCGGCAGGAGCAGCUUGUGUUGCAGAACAUGGACGGCAUGGCAUCGCAUACUCUAGAGGCCAAGGCUGAAGGCAAGGUUCAGCCGUUGCCAUCACCGAUGAAGCGGGUCCAGACGCUCAAGUCCAUCCUAGAUGACUCGCCAUCGGGGACCGCCGCAGGCAAGGAACCGUCAGCAGCGAGGGAUCGGGACGGCAGCAUUGCAUCGAUGGCGUUAGAGGCCAAGACGGAGAGGAAGGAAACGGAGUUGGAGACUGUUCAGGGUCUUCAGGCCUUCCCGCGAGGCGUUGCGGCGAAGGGUCAAGCUCGUCCGUGUAUUCCGGAGGGUCGAUCCGCGACCGGCGCGGCGGGAGGGCUACCGUCGACGGCCGGGCCGGGAGACGGGCCUUUGAUCCGCGCGCCGUCCGUGGGACAGACUGACCCACCUGACGAGCAGACUCGUCAGGCGGCUUUGACGAGUCUGUCGAGGCAAGUCGGGCAGGGAUGGCGACAAAGGGGUAGCAUCAGGCGCCUAUUCCUGGCCAACCUCGCCGAAGUGUAUGCCUCCGAUCAGGUGCAGAGCUUCGCCAUCAACGCUCUGAAGACAGCGCACAUGCCUAUGGUGCUCGCGCAACCGCUUGGGUACGGGUCGUUCGGACGAGUGGACGACGUCUCGUACGCCAGCCUCCCCGGCCAGUCGUUCGCCAUGAAGACCGUGACACAGGCCGCCAGUUUGUCGGCGAGGUUCUGUGCGUUGGUGGAGAUGACGGUGUUCGCACGGUUGGCGCGAACCCCUCACCACAAUGUGCUCGGUGCGCUGUCAAUGGACGACGACAGCGACCUGAUGCCGAUACUUUUACCCAAAGCUCGGUGCGACUUGGGGUCGUACAUAAACUCCGAUACCCAUGGCCUUGGGGAAAAACUAAGGCUAGUGGUUGACCUUGCGAGAGGGAUUCAACACCUGCACUCCAUGGGAUUGGUGCACCGGGAUAUCAAGCCAGGGAACGUCUUGGUAUUUGAGUCGGAGGAGCACGGGCUGCAUGCCAAGCUGGCGGACUUCGGGUUCACCGCAGAAAUCGGGGAGAUGUGUCCGGGGGGAAUGGGCACGUCGGGGGCGAUGGCCUUCGAGACCAUGUCGGCGGAUCCAGUGUUGGGUGCACCGGCGCAAGACGUGGUUUCGGUGGCUGUCGUGCUCCUGAUGGUUUGCUUGAAGAGGGAGCGGAGGUGCUCAAACCUCUUCACGCAGCCGGUAGGAGCAGUGCAGAUAGAGAACAUCGACGUGAAUUCGCCACGCACCGUACCGCAGGAGCUCAGAACGGCUGACGAGACGGCUAGGCUGGAGGUCUUGCUGGAGCGGGCUAGACUCGGUCAGGAUAUUUCGCACGAGACCAAACUCUUGGAUUUCGAGAUGUCCCGGAGGACGAUGGCAGACGGGUCUUUCAUGGCGUGGCUUUCACCGGACAAGCUUGACCUGACGCUCGAAUCGUCCGAGAAGCUGGUCGGGAUAUUCCCGUCCCUCCUGGCGGUCGACCCUGAGAACAGGGAAGACAUGGACUUUCUCGUCCAGUUUACCUCCCACCUCGCGGAAGUGAACAAGAGUCAAGAACGGCCCGUAGAGGAGCCUGGGCGUGGUGGAUAGAGGACAAGUCCUCAAGUGUUGUCUUGACUGUUGUGUUCUUAGCGGUACAGUAGCUCGACGUUUACCAGGAAGUUCAUUUUUUGUCUGGUGUCUAUCGAUUGUGCUUGAUCCAUUCCAAACGCUGAAGGGUUCAUCCUCAUGUUUGUCGUUGUGUUGGAGAGGAAAACACGCGAUUGGAUGGUUUUGGGUCUGGGUCGUAGGUUCGAACAUCUCGACCAGCACCCCAGCUAUUGGGUCCAAUGAAAAUCAAAUGACAGGCCGUGUUUGCCAUUGCAGUGGCGUACUUUCUUAGGACACCCGACACACCCAUCUCAAUAUACACUUUAUC
This is a messenger RNA of Ectocarpus sp. CCAP 1310/34, 4366 nucleotides long. The record is from the annotation of a GenBank genome assembly. NCBI's taxonomy places the organism in Eukaryota, Phaeophyceae, Ectocarpales, Ectocarpaceae.